AUGGCUGGCGAUGUGAAAAAAGAUGUUUUAUCUAUCAGUGAAGAUCGCUCAACGGUAUCGAAAUUUGAUGAAAAGACUCGUAAAUUUACGACAAGCAAAAUCUUAAACGUCUCGAAUGAUUCUCCAAUUACUACCAGCAGUUCUCGACUUCAAUGGCAACACUACGAACUAUCUCAACAAGCAUUACCAAAACGAAUCGUUUCUCCAAUGUUACCUCAAUCAACCUCGUCAUAUACUUCAUCUAUUGAGCCGACUACGUAUACACCGAAUUACGAGCAAAAUCAAUCGAAUCCAAUUGGUCACAACGAUAUCACUGAAGAUCUUCAAUUAUUAAUCGAACAACGUCUACCUGAUCUAUGUAUUCUCGAUGGUGAACCAUUUCGAUUUACAAAAGGUGCGAAGUUUUAUUGCACAGUGAAAGACAUUUUAACUAGUGACGGUGAAUUUUGGGUUGAACGAGAAUUAUCUUCGGGAAAUGAACGUAAAUUUCGUCAAUUUAUUGAAAUACUUUCCUUAGUUGCUGUUAGUUACGAAUCUCUCAAACACGUUUAUGUCGGUCAGUUAGUUGCCUUACAUUAUGAAACAUCGUGGCAUCGAGCAUUGAUUGUAUCGAAAAGUGAAGGACCAACGAAUACGACACAACCAAGCGCUCGUGUACGACUUGUUGAUUAUGGUUCAUCAUUAUAUGUCAAUGUUUCGCAGUUGAAAUGUGAAGCAGUCAAACCCACUUUUUCCGAUACAAUACGUUUAACAUUUAAACAACUUGUUUUAAACAAACGUUUACGUGCUACUGUUUAUGAUAGGGAUGGUACUCGUAUUUGUAUAUUACUGAAAUGUCAAACUGAUGAAGGUAAUAUCAAUGUUUAUCGAUAUCUACGUGCACAUGAACAUAAAUCUCCACAUGGUCGAAUGCUAGCCGAUGGAGAAAUUAUUACUUGUCUACGCAAUACAAUAUUAAGUAAUACAAACAACAGUUAUUUCGAUCAAUCGAUUCAAUCAAACCGAACAAUCAGCUUAACACUACCAACCCUGACACCGCCAUCGCCGAUCAAAUUAACACGCGACCAGUUACAAAUUAGACGGGCUGAAAUCAAUAAAAUCUGCAAAGAACCAUCGAAUGAAAACAACAUACAUCGUAUUCACUUCAAUUAUGGGAUUAGAAGUAAUCAUCCACCGUAUUCACCGUCGUCGCAAAGUACACCAUUUUCGGCUGGUACUGUGAUUACGCCAAUACCACACUUAUCAUUCAUUCCGCAGUGA
Messenger RNA from Adineta ricciae, 1260 nucleotides. The record is from the annotation of a GenBank genome assembly. NCBI's taxonomy places the organism in Eukaryota, Metazoa, Rotifera, Eurotatoria, Adinetida, Adinetidae.